GGGGCGCUUUGCGGCGGUGCCGCUUCGCGGCUGCGGGAGGCGGCGCUUCGCGGCCGGGCCCGAUGAGCUUUUACGACGCCUUCCGCGGCUUCUUCGGGCUCCCGGGGGGCCGCAGUUCCCGGGAGCCGCUGUUCGGCGGAGCGCCGCGGGACGAGGACGGGGCCGAGGACGCCGAGGGCCCCCCCCGGCCGCCGCCCCCCGAUGGCUUCGGCUUCGGCCCCGGCGGCGCCCUGGAGGAGCUGCUCCGGGACGCGGGCGAGCUCCUGGACGUCUUCGGGGGGGCCUGGGCCGGGCCCCCCCCGGCCAUAGGUGGGAACGGGACCGGGGCUGGGCUCGGGGGUGGGGGGGGGGGGCUCGGCGGAGCCCCCAUGCCCGGCCUCACCCCCCCCCCCCCGCCCCGGUUGUGCCCCGCAGAGCCCCCCCUGCCCGACCCCGGCCCCGGGCGGCCGCUGCGCGACUCGAUGCUGAAGCACCCGGACGGCCCCGAGGGCGCCCGAGACCCGGCCCGGCCCUGGAGCCCCCUCCCGGGGCUGGAGGACGCUCGCCCGGCCCCCCCGGAGCGCAGGGAGGACCGAGAUCUGGACUCGCAGGUGUCCUCGGCGGGGCUGGGCACCAUCCUGAGGCCCGACGAGCCCCAGCCCCGCUCCUACUUCAAGAGCGUCUCCGUCACCAAAGUGACGCUGCCUGACGGGGCGGUGGAGGAGCGCCGCACCGUGCAGGACAGCCACGGGCGCCGCGAGACGACCGUCACCCUCCGGAGGGGCGACCAGGCCUUCGUCACCACCACCAAGGAGGACGGGACGGGCAAGGACUACCGCGAGGAGGUGCUCAACAUGGAUGACCGGGAGCUGGCGCAGUUCGCAGGCACGUGGCCGCAGCAAGACGAGCUCCGCGCUCCCACCCUGAGCGACCCCUCGUCCGUGCUGGGCACCUUCUUCCGUCGCUGGUUCUCCGGCUGGUAGCCCUGCCUUCCCGCUGGCCGCCCCCGUGGGUCAGGUCCUGCUGGGACGCAGCGGCUGUGCUGGGGGCUGCCCCCCCUUCUGGGGCACCGCCGCCUUUUGGGGGCGAGCGUGUAUAUGUGUACAGAGCAAUAAAGUCUAUUUAUGCUAA
Messenger RNA from Cygnus atratus (black swan), 1110 nucleotides. RefSeq names its product HCLS1-associated protein X-1-like. Gene Ontology annotation, biological process: regulation of actin filament polymerization; negative regulation of apoptotic process. NCBI's taxonomy places the organism in Eukaryota, Metazoa, Chordata, Aves, Anseriformes, Anatidae. Gene Ontology annotation, cellular component: apical plasma membrane; sarcoplasmic reticulum; mitochondrion. The transcript has 7 exons. The record is from RefSeq and is a predicted model, not a curated record. Bases 63 to 962 code for a protein of 299 amino acids.